AUCAGACCAAACUUGAAUCUUAAAAAAUCUAGCUCGGUCUAGCCUAUUUCCACGUGUACUUCACGACCAACUGUCAAUUAGUUGCAACAGUUGAUUCUUAGCAUUAUAUAAGAGAAGCUAUAGAGAGCUCGAACACCACAACACCACAACCAAAUCCCACAAUAAUCCCUUCAUCUUGAGAGCCAUUCUACACUAAGUCAUAUCUCUCAAGAAAAAUGGUGGUGUCAGUGUUGUCAUACAAACAAAAGCCUCAUGUAGUUUGUGUACCAUUCCCAGCACAAGGUCAUGUAAACCCUUUCAUCCAAUUAGCCAAAAUCCUUAAUAGCCUUGAUUUCCACAUAACCUUUGUGAACACUGAGUUCAAUCACAACCGUUUGAUUAACUCACUUGGUGAAGAGUUUGUAAAGGGUCAACCAGAUUUUAGAUUUGAGACUAUACCAGAUGGUUUACCACCAUCUGAUAAAAAUGCAACACAAAGCAUUGCUGCAUUGUGUGAAGGAACUAGGAAACAUUGUUAUGGUCCAUUGAAAGAGCUUGUGAAGAAUCUUAAUAAUUCUUCAGAAGUUCCUCAAGUUACUUCUAUUAUAUAUGAUGGACUUAUGGGGUUUGCUAGAAAAGUUGCUAAGGAUUUGGGUAUUGGAGAGCAACAGUUUUGGACUGCCUCUGCUUGUGGCUUGAUGGGAUAUUUGCAAUUUGAUGAGCUUGUCAAAAGAAAUAUUCUUCCAUACAAAGAUGAAAGUUAUAUCACUGAUGGGUCCUUGGAUGCUCAUCUAGACUGGACUCCAGGAAUGAAAGGUAUCCGAAUGAGGGACCUUCCAAGCUUCGUUAGAACAACUACAUUAGAUGAAACAAAUUUUGUUUGUUUUGGUGCUGAAGCUCACACAUGUAUGAAAUCAUCAGCACUCAUAAUUAACACUAUCCAAGAAUUAGAAAGUGAAGUUCUUGAUGCUCUUAUGGAGAUAAAUCCUAACAUAUAUAACAUUGGUCCACUUCAAUUUCUAGCUAAGCAAUUUCCUGAAAAAGAAAAUGGAUUCAAAUCCAAUGGUUCAAGUCUUUGGAAAAAUGAUUUAACAUGUCUCAAAUGGUUAGAUCAAUGGGAACCUUCUUCGGUUAUAUAUGUUAAUUAUGGAAGUAUAGCUGUGAUGAGUGAGGAACAUUUGAAUGAAUUUGCUUGGGGAUUAGCAAAUAGUAAAUUACCAUUUUUAUGGAUAAAAAGGCCGGAUUUGGUUAAGGGAAAACCUAAUUCAUUGUCGCAGGAGUUUUUAGAUGAAGUUAAGGAUAGAGGGUACAUAAUAACUUGGUGUCCUCAAAGUCAAGUCCUUGCUCAUCCAUCGGUCGGAGUUUUUUUAACUCACUGUGGUUGGAAUUCGUCACUUGAAAGUAUAAGUGAAGGUGUGCCUAUGAUCGGUUGGCCUUUCUUUGCUGAGCAACAAACAAAUUGUAGGUAUAUAUCUACAACUUGGGGGCCAAUAGGAAUGGAUAUUAAGGAUGAUGUGAAAAGAGAAGAGGUAACUACACUUGUGAAGGAAAUGAUCAAGGGUGAAAAAGGAAAAGAAAUGAGAAAAACAAGUCUUGAAUGGAAAAAGAAAGUAAUUGAAGCUAGUGAGCCUGGAGGUUCAUCUUACAAUGAUUUCUAUAGGUUGAUAAAGGAUGCUUUUCAUGGUGAAAUUAAUUAAUUGAGAUGUCUAAUGAUAAGGUUGGGAUAUGCCACACUAUGUUUAAUUUAAUUUCUAUUUUAUGUUGUUUGGUGUCAUUCUAGAGGUAAAAGGAUAAUUGGCUCUAAUUUGGCACUUUGUGUUGUGUAUCAAAUAAUACAUGUCUUCUACAAAGGCAUGUGAUCCAUUGUCUUGUAUUUCUAAGUAAUGAUCAUUGUUGUAUCUUUGUUAGUUGUGUAUGUAUAGUUUGGUCUGUUGUGGCAUAUAUUGUAUGAUGUAUUGUGUGGGUUCUAGUAUCUACAAGUGUAAACGAUUUGUGCCAAGUAUUAAUUAUUCAUAAUAAAAAUAUAGAUUGUUGUA
Trifolium pratense (red clover) is the source of this 2015-nucleotide messenger RNA. RefSeq names its product 7-deoxyloganetin glucosyltransferase-like. NCBI's taxonomy places the organism in Eukaryota, Viridiplantae, Streptophyta, Magnoliopsida, Fabales, Fabaceae. The transcript has 2 exons. Gene Ontology annotation, molecular function: UDP-glycosyltransferase activity. Bases 216 to 1676 code for a protein of 486 amino acids. The record is from RefSeq and is a predicted model, not a curated record.